UGUAGUUCCCCGGCCGGCGGUGGGCUGGCCGCGGGGACUUCCUACCCGGUUCUCCGCACCUGCAGGGAGAUGGAUCCCGGGCCCGGACCCGACGCACCGCCGCUCACCGGCCUGGUCUGGUCGUCGGCCUCGGCCGCCCCACCGCGGGGCUUCAGCGCGAUCUCCAGUACCGUGGAGGCCGCGCCCGCCGCCUUCGGCCGGAGUUUCGCACAGAAACCCGGCUACUUCCUGUGCCUCAGCGCCCUGGGCAACCUGGAGAACCCGCAGGAGAAUGUGGUGACCGAGAUCCGGGUCCUGGUGGACAGGAGCCCCCUCCCGCCGGGCUUCGCCCCGGUCUGCGACCCCCUGGACUCCAAGGCCUCCAUCUCCAAGAAGAAGCGCUUGUGUAUGAAGCAGGUGCCGCUGAGCGCAGCAGAGACAGUGGUGGUCGACGUCCGACUCAGCGGCAAGACCAAGACGGUUCCUGGGUACCAUCGUGUGGGGGACAUGGGGGGCUUCGCCAUCUGGUGCAAGACGGCCAAAGCCCCGCGGCCAGUGCCUAAGCCCAGAGCGCUCAACAAGGAGAUGCAGGGUCUUUCCCUGGACACUCCCAGCUUGCCCAGUAGCAAGGCCAGCGGCCAGGCGCCCACACUGUCCAGGCUGAGCUCUCGGGCCUCCACCCUGCGGAGGAACGACUCCAUCUACGACGCCUCCAAUCUCUAUGGCAUCUCAGCCAUGGACGGGGUCCCCUUCACACUGCAUCCCCGAUUUGAGGGCCGAACCUGCGGAUCCCUGGCCUUCUCCAACUUCGGGAAUCUGACCAUCAAGUCACUGGCGGACAUCGAGGAGGAGUAUAAUUACGGCUUCGUGGUGGAGAAGACAGCGGCGGCUCGCCUGCCCCCCAGUGUCACGUAGUGGCCUGUGGGGAAGCCCCACUUCCUGGCCCUGGGCCCGCCCCGCCCCUUGUGGCCACGCCCACAGGGCCGUACUCCAAGGUGACGCUCCGCCCAGAUCAGCUCUGCCCUUCACCCCUUUGCACGUGCUCAGCGCCCACUCUACUCACUCGCCACUGGGCAGAGGGGGUGGCACAGUCCCCGGUCUCAACCAGUGCCCAGUGCCUUCAGCCAGCGUUGUGUCA
This is a messenger RNA of Sorex fumeus (smoky shrew), 1117 nucleotides long. RefSeq names its product multivesicular body subunit 12A (gene MVB12A). Bases 70 to 894 code for a protein of 274 amino acids. Gene Ontology annotation, cellular component: cytosol; ESCRT I complex. Gene Ontology annotation, biological process: regulation of epidermal growth factor receptor signaling pathway; receptor catabolic process; endosome to lysosome transport via multivesicular body sorting pathway. The transcript is spliced from 9 exons. The record is from RefSeq and is a predicted model, not a curated record. Lineage: Eukaryota; Metazoa; Chordata; Mammalia; Eulipotyphla; Soricidae.